CUUCAUUUCACUUCCUAGUGUAGGGUUUCAUUGCCGUUCACACACCCUCCGCUCCGCACAGGCAGUGCUGGACUGUUGCGGUGGUUUGGCCCCAGACUUCAGCAGGAUGCGCGUGGCAGGCCACCUGAAGGGUAUCAGCACUGGCUUUUUGGGCAGAAGACUGAAUGGAGGUUUCCGUGAAAACUUUAUGAAGAGGCCUUGAUUUGAUUUGCCUUCAAUCUGAGGCGCACCUCGCCUGUGCUGAGGGCACAUAGGCUACCUGUGCGGACUUGCCCGUUAGGUAGGCCUAGGACUCAAGUGAGCCGGAGUCGAGCCCGAGGAGACACACCUUACUUGCCUUUUGCGGCUCUACGGAGACCCCCGGCCCACCUUCUCUCGCUCCCCGUCUCUCUCUCUCUCUCUGAAAGCGGAGGAAUAACCGAUCUGAACACUGAAAUGUCGUCAAAUGAGAGAGCAACGCGCGCACUGAAGGAGAUCCUGCAAAAGCCUGGAAAUAACGCUUGCGCAGACUGCGGAGCACCGGAUCCCGGGUGGGGCUCCUGCUCCCUGGGGGUGUUCAUCUGCCUGGCCUGCUCUGGGAUCCACCGCAACCUUCCCGACAUCAGCAAGGUCAAGUCCCUAAACCUUUCCCACUGGGAUGACCAAGAGGUGCAGUUCAUGGCUGAGAAUGGUAACGAGCUGAUGAAGAGUAAAUAUGAGGCUGCUGUCCCAGUCUACUACUACAAACCAACCCACAAAGACUGCCAGGUGUUGAGGGAACAGUGGAUUAGAGCAAAGUACGAGAGGAAGGAAUUCACUGAGCCUUGGAAGAACUUUACAUACGAGGAAGAAACUAGAGAUGGCAUGUUGAUGAAAAGGGGGCGGGACAACGGGCAGUUCCUCAGCAGGCGAUUCGUCCUCUCAGAGAGGGAGGGGACUCUGAAGUAUUUCACCAAAUAUGACGCUAAGGAGCCCAAAGCAGUACUCAAGGUGGACACCAUCAAUGCAACCUUACAGCCUGAGAAGAUAGGAAACCCCAACGGCCUGCAGAUCACCUACCUCAAAGACUACAGCACCCGCAACAUCUUUGUCUACCAUGACAACGGCAAGGAGAUCGUAGACUGGCUUAAUUCAAUUCGUGCAGUUAAGUUUCACUAUCUAAAGGUGGCUUUUCCUGGGGCGACGGAUGCUGAGCUGGUACCCAAACUUACCCGGAACUUUCUGAAGGAAGGAUACAUGGAAAAGACAGGUCCCAGGCACACGGAAGGUUUCAAGAAACGUUGGUUCACUCUGGACCAGAGGCGACUCAUGUACUUCAAAGAUCCGCUGGACGCCUUUGCCAAAGGUGAAGUGUUCUUGGGGAACAAGGACCAUGGUUACAGCGCCUCCCCCGGCUUGCCUGCUGGCACCCACUGCAACGGCGCCUGGCAACACGGUAUCACCAUAGUAACACCUGACCGUGGCUUCCUGUUUACUUGCGAAACAGAGAGCGACCAGCAGGAAUGGCUGAAACACUUCAGUGAUAUCAUGAGUACUCAGAUGUCCCCUCAGGAUUACACAAUGGAGGCCAUGUUCAAGCACAGGCAUUGAUGGACCAGAGGCCUGUGGGACCAUCUCCUCUCCUCUCAGCCCAUCACCAAUCUGACACCGGACCCACACUGGCUCUGCCACUGAUUAUUUUAGUGAUUUUGGGAACUUGUAGCAAAAUCUUCAUCAUUAAUAUGGUCAGACUGGAGCGUGUUGCUACCCAAGUCCCAAGGUGCUCUUUGGCAAUGGGGUUAAAAAUGCAAACAAGAGGACCGAGGCAAAUGUAAAUUGAGAAUUUAAAAAAAAAUGACAUUAAAUUUAAAAAAAAAAAAAAAGUCAAAUUUAAGGAAUACUUGGUAAUCAAUAAGAUUUUUAUUUGAUUUUGCUUUGGUCACAGUUUUAGCAUUCAUUGCUGUGGUGUUUUGUGGCGCAAAGAGAUCACUUGUCAAUCACACAGUCUGGGCAGUAUAUAACACACUUCUUUUUGAUUUUAUGUAGCACAUGUUUGAAAUUCUACAUGGUGCUCUUUUCUUGGCCUGUUCAGACAUGGUCCCUGUUGCCCAUACUAACUUACUAUGGGAAUGUAAAAACACAUCACUUCCCAUGUGCCAGUGGAUUGAUUUUUUUAUCAUGGUAAAAUAAUGAGGUUGGAAUUUAGGUUUAUUAGAUAUUCAAUGCGAAAUUUAAGACACUGCUAAGGUGAGAAGUGCCUUGGUCCUCUUGUAUAAUGUAUUUUAUGUCCAAAUGUGGUGUGAUGAUUCAGAAUUCCUUUUGAUUUUUUUUGUCUUAAAAAAAAGCAAUGUUAUUCAUUUUUAUGCCAACUUUGUACCUACGCUCAUGACUUAGAACAUGUAUAUUGUGCAAGAGUAUUGCAGACCAGUUCAUGAGCUACAGUUGCAUCAUACUGCUUGUUAUGCUGGUUCAGUCCAAAAGGUCAAAGAGUUUUUCCAAGCAAAGCAAUAUCUUCAGACACACUACCUGUGCAGUUUAUAUCAUGAAUCCAUGGUGACUUUUAUGAUUUAGUAUUUUCUUUUAAGUCUAGGCAAAUGUUGAGUAGUUUUUGAGACAUGUGAGUACUUCUGUCACAGACGUACUUGAAAGACAAUAAAGGAGAUUUGCAAAUGCAUUGGGAUGGAAAAGCUGGAAACACUGCAAGCCAUUACAUAAUCUAACAGUGCCUCCAUGUGGCAUAGAGUAUAUAUACUAAGUAUUUGAUAAAACAAACAAUAAUUCUAAUAUGUUAUUUUUUCCUAAUUUUUUAUAGAUAUCAAACAACCAAUUGAUACAUUUUAGAGGUAUUUGUGUGUUGUUCUCAGCAUCUGUUUUUGGUUAAAGAGGUACUCACAUUACGUAUUAAUUUGGUCUCAUACAUUUUUUUUUAAAUAAAGGUAUUUCAAUGCUUGACCAUAGCUGAAUGACAUAGCGCAUGCCAUUAUUGAUGACCAAUAAAAAUAUUUCCUCUGGAAGUUGUCAAGGA
Molecule: messenger RNA, 2983 nt
Organism: Siniperca chuatsi (mandarin fish)
Lineage: Eukaryota; Metazoa; Chordata; Actinopteri; Centrarchiformes; Sinipercidae
Exons: 11
Coding region: 436-1569 (377 amino acids)
Biological process (GO): positive regulation of GTPase activity
Cellular component (GO): intracellular membrane-bounded organelle; plasma membrane
Molecular function (GO): phosphatidylinositol bisphosphate binding; GTPase activator activity
Source: RefSeq, a predicted model, not a curated record